Molecule: messenger RNA, 483 nt
Organism: Colletotrichum phormii
Lineage: Eukaryota; Fungi; Ascomycota; Sordariomycetes; Glomerellales; Glomerellaceae
Product: hydroxyisourate hydrolase
Exons: 1
Coding region: 1-483 (160 amino acids)
Biological process (GO): purine nucleobase metabolic process
Source: RefSeq, a predicted model, not a curated record
AUGGCCACGACAAAAGACCGCAUAACCUGCCACGUCCUAGACACAUCAGCCGGAAAACCAGCCCGCAACGUCCGCGUCCAACUCUCCACCACAAUCCCCUCCCCUCACUCUUCCUCCUCCACCGUCACCGCCGGCACCGCCUCCCCCGGCAGCAGCGCCCUAGCACCCGGCAUCCUCAAAGAGUUCGAAUCCACCACAGACGAAGACGGCCGCGUCAAAUCCUGGCUCCCCUUCUCCUCCGCCACGUCGUCGGGCGAAGUCCCCGUCUACACCCUCGACGACGUCCUCGGCGAGAUCGAGGCCGCUUCCUCGGUCACGUCCUCCCGCUGGACGCUAACGUUUGACACGGCGUCGUACUUUGGCGGCGAGGACGAGACGUUUUUCCCUGAAGCCGUGGUGGUUUUCACCGUCAAACGGGGUCAGCAUUAUCAUGUUCCGUUGCUGUUGAGCCCGUAUAGCUAUACCACAUACCGGGGUAGCUAA